CGGACCCUCUCUUGAAGAACUUGGACAUCCUGCAUCCAUUUGCCAAUGUUUUGGACUUCCUCUUAGCCACUUUAUGGUUUUAUGGUGUCGCACGUCGGAAGAACUAUACGGAUUUCUUUUUUUGGGUACAGAGUCCAGUUCAGUGAGCCACCAAACGAUGGCCAACACGCAUCGGGAGUCCGUCCAAGCAGGCCUCAAGGAAGAGGAUGACGAGGACAAGAUGGUGGACAUAUUACAGGAAAGAAGAGACAGCAGCGACCUGGGCCACGCCUUCAGGACCUUCAACCCCCGCCCGUACAAAGGUGCGCCGCCCUGCUCUGUUGCCGACCUCAACAGGGCCGUGCUGGGCUCGGAGGAUGUACGCCGCGUGAUGGAAGAGGUCGCCAUGGAGACGGGGUCGUCACUGGAGGCGGUGACGGAGGAAGCUGGGGGUAUUCUAAAGGAGAUGUCCCAAAACUUGCAGCUGGGCUUCGUCCGUCUAAUGGGCUACAUGCUCAGCAAAGUGCUGAAGCGCAUCUACUCCAGCAUCUACGUCAACAUGGACGCUCUGCACCUGCUCCAGCGGGUCGUGGAGGACACGCCCGUCAUCCUGCUGCCCAACCACAGGAGCUACACGGACUUCCUGGUUAUCUCCUACAUCAUGUUCACUUAUGACAUCCCGCUGCCUGUCAUUGCUUCUGGACUGGCCCUGGCCAGGAUGAACUUCGUGGGCGAGAUGCUGCGUCGCUCCGGUGCGUUCUACAUCCGUCGGGACAUCGCCUCCAACAGGCUGUACUGUGCGGUGCUGUCCGAAUACGUCAAAAGUCUGGUCAGGAGAGGAUUUGCUCCGGUGGAGUUUUACAUUGAAGGCUACCGGAGUCGCUCCCUGAAAUCUUUGACACCCAAGCUAGGUAUGAUGCGCAUGGUGCUGGAGCCCUUCCUGAAAGGUGAGGUGCACGACAUCACCUUUGUGCCAAUCAGCAUCAGCUACGACCGCGUUCUAGAAGAAUCUCUGCUGGCUCGGGAACUGCUGGGGAUCCCCAAGCCUCGAGAGAGUACCUUGAGCCUGCUGAAGGUCAGCUGGGUCCUGAAGGAGGACUACGGCUGCAUGCACGUCAGCUUUGGGCGUCCCGUGUCGGCCAGACAGCUGUGUCACGGCAACGUAACAGAGCUUCCUGAGAGGUCGUCAGAGGAGUACCAGGCGUGGGUGAACAGGCUGGCUCACGUGAUAGUUGGCAUCCAAGAGCGGGGCUCCUUCACCAGCCCUUGGUCCCUCAUGGCCUGCCUGCUGCUCCAGGAACCCCUCUCGGUCCUGACGGACAGCGGCCUGGCUUGGCGUCAGCUCGCCGAGAGGACGCUGUGGCUUAAGAGGCUGGCGCUGGACUUUGGGGCUCGGCUGAACUGGCCUGGACGCGUGUCUGACUGGGAGGUGAUGUCAUCUGCCGUGGCGCUCCACCACACCUCCGUCCACCUCCAGGGGGAGCGUGUCUUCCUGGUUGGGGACGAGGACGCGGCAGCCGGCCGGGAGCCAAUCAGCGCAGAGGACGGCGUCUCCAAGAUGGCGGCGCCCGUGUUGAUGAUGGCGUCCUACCGCAACCAGACACUGCACCUGUUUGUCCGUCCUGCCCUCUUGGCCGUGGCGCUGAAGCUCGCAGGGUGCGGUCGCAGAGAUGACAUCUUUGCAUCCUUCUGCUUCCUUCAGGAUGUCUUCCGAAGUGAAUUCAUCUUCAUUCCUGGCAACUCCUCGCAGGACUUUGAGGAGGCGUGUUUGCUCCUGGAAAAACGUGGCACCGUGCAUGUGGUCGGCCAACAGGAAGUGAUGCCGUCAGAGGACGGCGUGGAGGUGUUGUCCUUCCUGCGGGGGCUCCUGCAGCCCUUCAUUGACUCAUAUCAGGUGUUUUUUGAUUUUGUACCCUCACCGAUCGUGAUCAUGACGAUGAUCACGUUAGGGUUGCUUCCUCCCCAGGUGAUGUUGGGGUUCCUGUGUGAGCAGGAAGCUAACGUGAUCACGGAGGAGGAUUUCCUGCCUGCAGUGAGAAGUCUGGCCUCAAAACUCAUCCUAUCAGGUGAUCUCCGCACCUACGAGACCCUCUCGUCGGACACCCAAAAGAACGUCCUGUCGUCCCUCAGGAGGCUGGCGGCUGUGACAAAGUUGAAGGCGUCUGAGCAGAAGAAGUACAGCGUGGACAAAGAUGCUGUGGGAAGAAUAGCAGACACGCUCUCUGGGAAAAUCCGCCCCCAGAUGCUCUAGACUGAACCUGACGCAAGACUUUAGUCCCCGUUGGAAGACGUCCAAGCUCAGCAGCAGACCACAUCCUCGCUCUCACCUCAGCGUGAACCCUUACGCCAUUUGGCUUCAUCCCCCCAUCGCCGCUAAACCCAAAAACAUCUCCUCUGACAACUGUACAUUACAAAUACUGUACUUUUUAUAGACGAGGAAUGGGGCCGGGGGCCAGGGGGGCAGCAUAUUUGAAGAUGUAUUUGCGUGAGAGCCAUACUGUAUCACAUUUUUUCACUUUGGAUAAAAAAACUGAAUGCGUGCCUUUUUAAGCAAGAUCAACAAUUUUACAAAGUAACGUGUCUCUGAACGGAUUCUUUUUCAUAACAUUGUUAAACUGAAGCAUAAAAUACUUUUACCGUUAAUGCGACCUCCGUACUCCGCAUCUUUAUUUGUUUGCUGUGCUAGCUGACUGUCUGAUGAAAGGAGACCUCGCAAUGACCCGGCUAGGCUAGCGCAUUCUCCAGUAAUAUUCCACUUUUGGUGUCUGACCUGGAAAAAUACAGGAAGGACAGCGGGCAUUGGCAUUGGCAUUGGCUCUGGACACCCCCACUGGAGGAGAAGUUUGAUAUAAUUUUUAACAUUGUGAUAUCUCUAAUCUUUUACUUUAGAAUGUCAGUAAAAAAAAACACACUGAAAAAAAAUGGAAAAAUUGGCCAAUAUAGUUAGUGUUAAAUGAAUAUUUAAUGAACAAAAAUAAAGUUGCCAAGUCAAUAUUCAGAGUAGUCAUAACAUUAGAAGAAAUAUUAGAGAAUAAAGUCAUAAUAAAGUCAAGAAUAAAGCAAGACUUUUACAAGAACUUAUGUUACGAGCAUUUUGUUGUUAGAUCAAAUCUAAUAUGAAAUAAAAGUUAAUUCUCCAAGAAUAAAAUAAGUACCAUCACAAAAGUAACAUUAUGAGAAUAAAGUUGGGUUUUUAACAAGUGAACAUCAAAAUUACCGCAAAAAUGGUUAGGAAAGAAACGCAAAGUUAGCCUUAGCUGAAUAAAGUGCUGAUAUUUACUUUGAAAAAUUUAAAUGUUCCAUAAAUAAAGUAGCAAAGUCAAUAUGCACCGAAGUAGUCAUGAUAUUACAAGAAAUACGUAGAGUAUGCGGUGUAAAGUGUGUAAAGUCCUGACACAAGAAUAAAGUACUACAAGAAGAUGGAAUGUUAUUAACUAAUAUUAUUAUGGAGAAAAAACACCUACAGUAACAUCCCAUCAAGUCACAAUGGGGGGGAAACAUUUAUCAAACACAAUCAAAUUGAAUUCUAUUUAGAAUAUAAAUGAAAAGAAACAGGAGAACUGCUCCUAGAGUCAAGUAAGUAACACCACAGAAGUUGGCAUUUUGGAGUGUAAAAUGGAACGCUGCGACAAUAAAGUUUGAUUUCACCAGACAACGAGCGAACGUCAAGAUCACCGCAAACGUUCUCAGACUAUUCCUACUACCAGCACUACUACAAGUCUAGUUUUCACGUGACACAUGGCAUCAAAACAACAGCUGGCGCUAGACUACAACCUUUAACCAUCCGUUUGUUUCUAGCCAAUCAAAAGCCUGAAGAAAGUCAAGGAGGGAAAAGGCGGAACAGAAAUGUGCACGUGUUUUAAUAGAGAAUGUCAAACACCAUAAAGCACGUC
Messenger RNA from Dunckerocampus dactyliophorus (ringed pipefish), 3872 nucleotides. Its product is annotated as dihydroxyacetone phosphate acyltransferase-like. The transcript has 15 exons. Bases 74 to 2230 code for a protein of 718 amino acids. Gene Ontology annotation, molecular function: glycerone-phosphate O-acyltransferase activity. Gene Ontology annotation, cellular component: peroxisomal membrane; mitochondrial membrane. Gene Ontology annotation, biological process: ether lipid biosynthetic process. The record is from RefSeq and is a predicted model, not a curated record. Lineage: Eukaryota; Metazoa; Chordata; Actinopteri; Syngnathiformes; Syngnathidae.